Messenger RNA from Cuscuta epithymum, 903 nucleotides. Lineage: Eukaryota; Viridiplantae; Streptophyta; Magnoliopsida; Solanales; Convolvulaceae. The record is from the annotation of a GenBank genome assembly.
GUUCCAUUUAGAGAAUUACCUCAAAAUCCCACCUUUUUAGUUUCUUCCAACAUUAAUCCCAAGUAUGAAUAUUUCUAAAAUAAUCUAAUAUAUACAUGACAUCUUCUCAAAUUAAGCCCAUGACCGGAAGGAAAGGAUUCAUCAGGUCACUCGACAUUUGUUUUACUGUGAUUGGGCUUCACACAUUUUUAUUUUUCCAUUCUUUUUAUUUCUCUUCUCCUCUGCUCAGAAAUUUCUUUCGGUCAGACCUAUCUGUUCCUUCAUUUUUCUUGUAUUCUUCCUUCUUCUCUUUCAUCAGACCUUCUCUUCUGUCCAUUCUUCUUAAUUUCUUUUACAACUCUAGUCAUCCAGCUAAAGGGACGGAUGGGAGAAGAAUCAGAUGCCCUCCUUCGUCAUUAUUCCAUCGAGUACAUGAGGACCUCCAUUUGGUUAUUCCAUUAGAAGCAGAACCCAGAUACCCUCCGUCGCCAUAUUCGCCUACACCAGAUGCAGGAUGCUCCUUCGUCUCUCUUUUGACAAGAGAGAUGACUUGGAGCAGCGAAGGUGCCCACCGCCUCUUCCGCCGCCACCUUACUUUUAGCCGGCGAUUGGCCGGAAUUGAUUCGAUCAAGAGGGAGAUGAAAGUGCCAGCAACAACUUCCUUUUUCUGUGUGGAUUGAACUAUUCUUAUGGUCAAAGAUGAAUUGUGAAGAGGAAAAUAAACACUUCUUCAUGUCUUCUCCAUAGAUGAAGAGUAAAGAUGACGAUCCGAUGAGGAUGGAGUGGAUCCAGACGCAGACCAAUCUUUUCUCUUUUUCUCUUUUCUGAUUUGUUUUUUACCGGUUUAUAAAGUUUAGGUGAAUUGGAUCAAUGGUGGAAGACAACAUAUAAAUUUGAGAUUAUAUUAGAAUAACAUAUACUUCC